CCCCCACAAGCUUCCAAACAAAGAGAAUUAAUGGAAAGUGAGAUUUGAAAGCUUUAUUCUCUUAUUUCCACCAUAUAUAGAUAUAGAUAUAUAUACACACACAACAAAAUUAAUAGUAGUAAUAGUUAUCUGGUAAAUGGGUAUGAGGUGCAUCUGGUUUGAUUCAUGUCCAUGGCAGCAGCAAUAGAUCUCUCUCUCAUUCAUGGAGAUCGUUUGUGAUCGGGCUGGGGUUUCGAGAUGACCAUGUUUUCGGCUGAGAAGAGGAGAUUUUGCGGCGGCGAGGGUUAUGGUUUCUUAAGCGUAGGAUCGGAUCUAGUUGGUGGAAUGACGGAGGAAAAGGGAGAUAGUCGUGUUAAGGAAGGCGGUGAAUCGAGCUCCAAAGACGAGGAGUGGCUGCAGCUCAGCAUCGGCGGCGGUAGCGGCGGAAAAAAGAAUAUGCCGCCGGUGGAGUUGGAGUUGAUGCCUCCUCAUUCGCAAAUUCGGGCCCCGCCCGGGUGUAGCCCCUCUUUUAUAUCAUCGCAUCAGCACGAGAUUAACUGGGCGUUUAGGCCUAUUCCGAUUGCUACUCCAUCGCCAUCGCCAUCGCCCUCUUAUUUUGUGAGGCCGGCGUUCCAGCUCUACGACGUGGCUGCAGCGCCGGAUUUCAGAGUGGUGCAGCCCCCGAGGAGGCCGCAUUCUGGAGUCUGGUUUAUGCUCCAAACAUCGCAUAAUCAGGAAAGAGAGCCAUUUCUUCCCCAGAUAUCCAAGAGCUACUUGAGAAUCAAGGAUGGGAGGAUGACGAUUCGACUGGUGAUAAAAUACCUUGUUAACAAGCUUAGCUUGGAAGAUGAAUCAGAGAUAGAGAUAAGAUGCAAAGGGCAAAGGCUUCUACCUUUGUUGACAUUGCAGUAUGUAAGAGAUAACAUUUGGAGUAGUUCAAGGGAUUUCAUCACUUUGCUUCCCAAUUCCUCAACUACUCAUCACAUAAUGGUGCUUCACUAUGCUAGAACCCACCCCUCUAAUUAAAUAUUCCGACCCGACCCGACCCGACACGACAUGACUCCGGCGAUCGAUUUUAACUUUAAAUUAUCAAUUCAAGUACUUUUUAUAUCU
Salvia splendens (bonfire salvia) is the source of this 1092-nucleotide messenger RNA. RefSeq names its product protein LAX PANICLE 2. Gene Ontology annotation, biological process: multicellular organism development. Lineage: Eukaryota; Viridiplantae; Streptophyta; Magnoliopsida; Lamiales; Lamiaceae. Bases 238 to 1005 code for a protein of 255 amino acids. The transcript is spliced from 4 exons. The record is from RefSeq and is a predicted model, not a curated record.